GUGGCCAAUAGUGCCAUAUGGUUAACUAUCUGUAUCUGUGGGCAACACAAUAUGUUGAUUUCUCAGCCUUACUCAUUAAUGUGAACCACAGUAUACCAAGUAUAAGCAAGAGCUGGAUAGGAAUUAGUUGCCUUAGCAAAAUGCAUAGCAAAAUGCUCCAAUCAAAUCUUCAAAGGUUAAAAUGCCUCAAGAAGGCUGGCAACAUGACGUACGCUAAAGAUAUGACAAACAACAUUCAACAAAUCAUUAUUCGGAGUCACAAGGCAUGAACCACAGGUGUACCUGUACUAAUAUUCUGCUGAUCUCACGGUGUGUGUCUGGAUUCAUCGUUCUGAGUGUGCUCUGACACACCAACAACUUUUAAAGACGCCGACGGCUCCUCCGACUGAUGAUGGCACAGGACACACCAAACAGACUCGAGUCCCUGACCUUGCCCGAAUGUCCGACGACGUCGGACGGCCGAUAAUCGGCUUGAUGGCCUCAUAACUCAGCCACUAUGCCUUGGCCAAAGAGGUCCCCAGGGACACCGGACCAUCCAGGAGAGGGAGCUUCUCUUUGUCCAAAAUGUCAGACAGGGCAAGCCCUGGGAUAGGGCGGAGCACUUCAUCACAAGUGAAAUCCAGGGCCAUCCUCAACUCGGUGAACUGGACACGCGUCACCGAUGGGUCAUCUGAGAAGCUCCCUGCAGCACACCUGGAGAAGCGCUGCUGUGUUCAUGGCCUGGCAUGACUGUCCCCCGCAGGCGUACGCCUUCUCGGAGAGGGAAGCCGUGACACAGCAGGUCUUGGUGGGCGGAGCAGGCCGGCCACCACUCGAGGGGCACGUGGGGAGAGGUUUUUCACCUAAGUGACUUGUUCACCUCAACAAUGCCUGUCCUCGAGGAAAUAUAUCAAAAUGCUGCAAUCAAAUCUUCAAAGGUUAAAAUCCCUCAAGAACGGUGGCAGUCAGGUCAAUGGGUACCCCAAAGAUACAACAACCAACGUCCAACAAGUCAUUUGGAGCCGCAAGACCACAGGUGUACUCGUACUAACAUGCUGCUGAUGUCAUUGUGUGUCUUGCUGCUGUGUGGGAUCAUAGUCCUGGGUGUUCUCUAUGCCAUCAAGGAGAGGACCCUUCAACAACCAAACAAUACAGGGUCAACAUCAGGCCAGUGCUCUGAUGGCUGGGAGCUCUUUAAUGGCACAUGCUAUUACUUCUCUCAUGAUGCGCUGAACUGGACUGCAAGUAGAGAUGAGUGUGUCACAGCUGGUGGCCAUCUUGUGAUAAUAAACAGCAAAGAAGAACAGAUCUACAUUGCUCAAAAAAUAAUCGAUACAGAUGGCUUCUGGAUCGGUUUGACAGAUUCUGAGAGGGAGGGACAUUGGAAGUGGGUGGACAACAAAAAUGUCAAACUCAAGUUCUGGUACCAAGGCCAACCAAACAACUCUGGUGGAGCUGGCAACAAGCAUAGCACUGGAGAGGACUGCGGCUUAGUGAGAGACGUGUCACAGGAACACAACUGGUAUGAUGAGUAUUGUGGUGCAUCUAACAACAGAAUAUGUGAAGCCCAGUCCAAGUGAAAUGCUACACGGUAGUAAGCAGUGUUGGGUCAGAUUACUUUGAAAUGUAAUCCAUUACUGAGUACAGACUACACACCAUUUUUUGUAAUCAGUAACAUAAUCCAAUGGAUUACAAAAAUAAUUUAACACGGUCUGAAUGCUUUUGGUUAACUUUUUAAUUUCUUAAAAAUUAAAUACAUUAGAUAAAAAAAGACACCCAUGACGCAAUCGUGUCAUGAUGUCAUUUUUUUAACCUUAAAAAAUCAAACAAUCAAACUCAUUUUGAUGCUAUACUGACUUAAAAUACGGAGAAUAGCAUGUCUGACAUUGGCAGUGCACGCCCAGAAUACCUUCUAUUGCAUUAUGAAAUGUUAUUCUCACGGGUAGGAACAUUUUGUCUGUUUCAGAACAGAAAAGUGUAUAGAAAAGGCCCUUGACUCUGUGUAUGUUUGCGAGUGUGUGUUGAGG
Alosa sapidissima (American shad) is the source of this 2006-nucleotide messenger RNA. Its product is annotated as C-type lectin domain family 4 member E-like. Bases 867 to 1559 code for a protein of 230 amino acids. The record is from RefSeq and is a predicted model, not a curated record. Lineage: Eukaryota; Metazoa; Chordata; Actinopteri; Clupeiformes; Clupeidae. The transcript has 9 exons.